Molecule: messenger RNA, 3444 nt
Organism: Syngnathus typhle (broad-nosed pipefish)
Lineage: Eukaryota; Metazoa; Chordata; Actinopteri; Syngnathiformes; Syngnathidae
Gene: ncapg
Product: non-SMC condensin I complex, subunit G
Exons: 22
Coding region: 266-3295 (1009 amino acids)
Biological process (GO): mitotic chromosome condensation
Cellular component (GO): condensin complex; condensed chromosome; cytoplasm
Source: RefSeq, a predicted model, not a curated record
CUGGCGGUAGUGUUGCAUUCACGAACAAGUCGGAAAGGUAAUUGAACUUCCUAAGACUGACGAUAUAUAUGUUGAAACUAUAACGUCGAUUACUUCAUUAAGUUCGUGAGUAUUUUGUAGCGUCUUUGGUUGAACUUAUUUGGACUUAGACGGGCCACGAUGUUUUUCUUUGUUUUGUUUUUGUGAGUUUAGCGGCUUGCUACAGUGGCUAACAAUCAACUGCGAACAAAACUACUGACAGCAAAGGUCGACUAGGGGGAAUACUAUGGCCGCGGACAACGAAAUAGACAUUAAGGAUGCCUUUCAGUGCGCCCAAAAGGGACACAGCAACAAGGCGAAGCUGGUGGCGAGCCUGAAGAACCGCUACAACAAACUGGAGGACAAGACCUUGUUCCACGAAGAGUUUAUCAGCUACCUGAAACAUGCCAUGAUUGUUUACAAGCGCGAGCCCACAGUGGAAAACGUCAUUGAAUUUGUAGUCAGAUUCAUCACAAGUUUCCAGCCUCCUCCUAAAACUGAUGAAGAGCAAAAGGAGGAAGAUGAGGAGGACGAUCAUCCAUUUUUUAGUUUCCUUUUCAACUUCUUGCUGGAGUCUCAUAAGGCCAACAGCCAUGCGGUGCGCUUCCGCGUGUGCCAACUCAUCAACAAGCUGCUCGGCAGCAUGGCGGAGAGCGCUCAGAUCGACGACGAUCUCUUCGAUCGCAUCCAUCAAGCCAUGCUGGUCCGUGUCACUGACAAGUUUCCCAAUGUGCGCAUCCAAGCCGCCUUGGCCAUGACCCGACUGCAGCAGCCAACUGAUCCUGAUUGUCCCACCCUCAAUGCUUACAUGCAGAUUCUGGAAAACGACAGUAAUGCAGAGGUGCGACGGGCUGUCCUCUCCUGCAUUGCUGUGUGUCCUCGCACCCUCUCAAGAGUACUCAAACGCACCCGUGAUGUGAAAGAAAAUGUCCGCAAACAAGCCUACCAGGUUCUGGCUGACAAGGUUUACGUUCGAGCUCUAUCCAUUGCACAAAGAGUGAGUUUACUGGAGCAGGGACUCCACGACACAUCAGAAGUAGUAAAAGAGGUGGUUUGCACCAGUCUACUACCUGCCUGGCUCCGUGGACUGGAUGGAAAUGUCGUGGCGCUUCUCCACAAGCUUGAUGUGGAGAAUUGUGACGAAACAGCUUUGGAAAUGCUGACUGCCAUUUUCAAAGGCAUGGACGCUGAUGAUCUGCUGCAGAACAGAAUUCAGUUGAACAACAGGAAACUGAUCCCAGUGGAGUGCCUGACAUGCGAGAAUGUUCUUUACUGGCGAGCACUGUGCAAGUUCAUCAAGGAUAAAGGCGACGACGGUGACGAAAUGUUGGAGCAGGUCUUGCCGGAUGCUGCCACUUACGCCGAGUACCUCUAUGAGUAUCUGAAGGUGGUUCCGGCGCUGUCAGAGGAGCAGAGAGCAGACUUGACCCAGCUGGAGUUGGUUAUGACCAAGGAUUUUAUCUCUCAGCAGCUCAUCCAUCUCAUCGGUUGCCUGGACACCAAUGAGGAGGGUGGCAGGAAGCGAGUUCUGGCUGUGCUGCAGGAUAUGUUGGCCCUGCCGCGGACGCCCUCCUCGCUGAUUCCCUUGCUCACCGAGAAGCUCCUCACACUCGUGCUCGAUGACCAGCGACGCAUUCAGACCGUGGCAGAAAUAAUCUCGGAUGUGCGGGCGCCAAUUUCAGAAGCAAGUCAACCGGUGGACGAGAACGUCAGCCGUCGCCAGCAAGUUCAGUUAGCAGAGGUGAAGGUGAGAAUCAUGGAGGCUAAGCAAGCCCUAGAGGAGAGCAUCGCCGCUCAGGACUUCGGCCGCGCCGCCGAGUUGAAGGAGUCCAUCACAGAGCUGGAGAACCAGCGCAACAAGGUCCUCGAGGAGAUCGCAGCGAUCACCCAACCAACUUGCACCGAGAUCCGCACUGAGAAGAACGACCCUGAGACUCUAUUGAGGUGUCUGACAAUGUGUGCUGAGCUGCUCAAGCAGAUGAAAACCAAGAAUCGAAUCAGCCCCACCAUAAGCGCCUUAAUGUCCUCACUGAUCCUGCCUAGCAUCGCAAGUGCUCACCCCAGUGUCCGCAGCAUGGCCGUGCUUUGUCUGGGCACAUGCGCUCUACACAGCAAGGAGCUUGCCAACACCCACAUGGUGCUUCUGCUACAGAUCGCCCAACUCGAUGAGGUCAAGAUUCGCAUCAGCGCUCUGCGAGCAGUCAUCGACCUGCUUUUGCUGUUCGGCUUCCAGCUGCUCUCUGAAAGUGGCAGCGGUCAGAAGACUCAGCUCCCGGGAUCACCGGACCAGGGGGAGGAGGAGCAGGAGGAUGAGGAGAAAGUGGCAGCACAGAAGGAGGAGGACACCGCUCAGAGCAUUUUGGUGAUGCUGUCAGAGCUCCUAGACAGUGAGAUGUCCGAACUGCGCACGGAGACAGCUCAGGGUCUGGCCAAACUGAUGUACAUGGGCCGCAUUUCCAGUUCCAAGAUCCUGUCGCGCCUGAUUCUGCUGUGGUAUAACCCAGUCACUGAGGACGACGUUCGUCUUCGAAGCUGCCUGGGUGUCUUUUUCCAGCUCUAUGCCCGCGAGAGCAGAGCCCACCAGGAAGUCGUGGAGGAGAGUUUUCUUCCAACCAUGCGUACGCUGAUGAAGGCCCCCGCCACUUCUCCAUUAGCUGAGGUGGACGUUAGCAACGUGGUGAAGCUUUUUGUAGAACUGACCCAUCCAAGUUCCCUCAUGAAGCCGUCUGCCAACACUGAGGAAGUGGGCGUCCAUGACUACUUGGCGGUACGCAUGUGCGGUGAGAUGCUACUAGAUCCGACUGCUCCCGAGGUGCGCCUCUACGCCAAGACGCUGAGCUACCUGGAGCUAACCGGGAACGAGAUGGUCAGGAAGGACCUGCUGUCACUUUUGCAGCAGCUCAUUCAGGUGGUGAAGGACCGUGUCUGUCUCCGUGCCUUGGAGAAGAUGAUUUCUCAACUGAGGGCUUCGAAAGAGCAAGCCGAGCUCGUCAACGCCUCAGCGCUGCAGCCAGUUGAUGUCAAUGCGGACGAAACUGUAGCCGACGAGCCAUUGAAGGCUGCCAAGAGAAGCAGAAAAGGUCAAAGGAAGGCCUCAACUGCCAAAGGAGGCAAAAAGCCCAGCAGAAAGGCAGAGUCCUCAGAGGAAAGCGAUGGAGAAAAUGUUCCCGACUCAGUUCCUGCAACGCGACCUUCUCGUAGGGCCAAGAUUGCAGCUAUAGAGAAGACAAAACUGGAUCUUAAUCCACUCCUCAACCAGGAAGCCAAUCUUUCUUAACUGUCCUGCAAAGUUGGCUUCUGUUGAAUUAUUCCCCAAGUCCUCCCAAAAUACAGCAGGCUAGGGCACAUUUUAAAUAUAUAUAUAGUCUUAUGAGCUUGCAUUUGCUAAUUUGUAACUGUUUUUACAAUAAAGGUCAGAUUUGUGUA